GCGCUCGCCCAAUCAGAACGCUGUUGCUAGCAGCGCUUUAUAUUUUUAGCACUCGGUCUUCUCACCAGAAUGUUGUAUGAGCCGCUCACUACGCACACACCCGACGGUAUCACUGCGCUCGCUCCCAGAAAAGGACAAACUAGUCCCCGUGACGUCGGCAGUAACCCUUUCGUUGCCGCGGCCCUAGGAUAGACACAGAGAGAGGGGCUCGCUUGUUUGGGUGUUUACGGUGACACGGUGGUCAUAUGGAAUCCAAAUGACAUGAUGUGGGUACAUAGAAGACUCAGCCAGGAACUGAAUAUUGCGUUCUUUCUCUGACAUGUGAAAAGUUUUUCUAAAUGACAGAGAAUAUGCAUCUGGAGAUUAAGGUCGCCCUAAAUUUUAUUAUAUCAUACCUAUACAAUAAGCUUCCAAGACGAAGAGCUGAUCUGUUUGGUGAAGAGCUAGAGAGGCUUUUAAAAGGCAAAUACGAAGGGCACUGGUACCCUGAAAAACCACUGAAAGGAUCUGGCUAUCGAUGUGUUCACAUUGGUGAAACCGUGGAUCCAGUCGUGGAGCAAGCGGCACGCAGAAGUGGUCUUGAUAUAGAAGAUGUAAGAGCAAACGUACCAGAAGAGCUGAGUGUUUGGAUUGAUCCAUUCGAAGUGUCUUACCAAAUUGGAGAGAAGGGAACAGUGAAAGUGUUGUAUUUGGAAGAUGUAGAGAGCAGCACGGAGCUGGACAAAGAAAUAAAGAGUAGCUUCAAUCCGGAGGCACAAGCAUUCAUCCCAAUUACAAGCCAAGAGGCAUCACUGUCAAACUCUCCAUCUCCAUCCUUUGGUCAGUCUCCAAGUCCAACUUUCAUCCCUCGUGCCACUCAGCCAAUUACCUUUACUACUGCCACAUUUGCAGCCACCAAAUUCGGCUCAACUAAGAUGAAGAAAGGAGGUCAACGUAUGGCACGAUCACCCACCAAUAACCUCGCAAAGCACAAGAGCCUAUCUCUUUCCAUGCAUUCACUGAACUUCAGUCCAGCCCAGGGACCCCCAUCCCAGCUUUCUCCAAACGCCAAGGAGUUUGUAUUCAGUGGUCCACCGGGGCUAUUUUUUGAGGGGGAUAGCCAGAGCCUUCCAAGCCCUGGUCAGUUCGCCACACCCUUCAGCACUGGGAGCAGCCUGUUUAAUGAGAAAUCUCCUUUUGUGGAUGGGUUGAACUUCAGCCUACCCUACCCAAGCCAGCCGUUCCAGCCUGUUGUCCUGGCUAAUUGAGGUUGUCUACGAAAAUUUAUGUUUUGAAGAAUUGAAGAUUGACAUCUAAAAGUUGAAACUUUUUUUUUUUUGGCUUCUGAAAUAAAACAUGGUAACACAAAUAGAUAUUACUGGGAUACAAAGUACUUGGGUUGCAUUUCUACUGGACACUUGUGAAGUUCUCACCUUUUUACAAAAAGAUGAAUAUAUAUGUGAAACAUAGUUAUAGAGAUUAUAUGGAUAUCUAUAUUUUUUUUUUUCCCCCCCUCCCCUUACGAUUGGCUGCAUCAGAAUAAGCCUUGGAUAGUUUUGAAUUCUCCUCAGUAUGCCCAAAAGAGGAAGAGAAAAAGACUAUAUUGUUCUGCAUGGUUGUAUCAAAAGAACUGUGCCUGUGGCAGGGUUGCCAUGCUUGGAGUUUUGUAAUUUGUUUCACUUUCUUACGAUUUUGCCCUCUGCCAGCCUGGAGGAACAUCCCUUCUCACAUCUUGUGUUAUUGGGGUUAGAUUUCUUAUUUAUUUCUGUAUGAGUUCUUUUUCUAUUGUUACACCUUUUUGGUGUUGUCUGAUCAUUGUGCUCCCUUCUAUUUUUAUAUAUAAUUUUUUUAUAGAUAGAUAUAUUUUUUUUAAUUCACUAUAGCCAUGCAUUGGUACUUCAAUCUGGAGAAGGCAUCACACUUUAAAUGUAAGACUACUAUCUAGCUGCAGGAGUAAAGGUAGCCAUACACUUUAUUUAGCUGUCGGCUGUAUGCUGUCAGUCCGACUGCUAUUCUUCCUGCCAAACCUGCCCCCCCCCCCCCCACCUUUUAAACCACAUGCACACAGUAAGCAGCUCAUGUCAGCAGAUCAGAUUAAGGAAAAUGGGGUAAGACACAUUGGUCAGUGACUUAUCUAAGAACAAAAGGAUGGGAUGUGUUCAAAUUCAACAGUCUGGUCCUUCUUUUUUCCCAUUAUCUGCCGUUGGGGGGGAAAAGAAUUGACAUCCCAAUACACGUUAGCUGGUUGGCCAGUCUUGCCAGCUGUUGGCAACAUUGUGUAUGGCCACCUUAACUUGCCCUUUGAAGGGUAAAAAAGCAACCAUUUAUGAUCGAUGUAUUACCUCUGCAUAGAUGCAGCUGGGUCCUCAUGCAUAAAAACUAAUUUCACAAUAAGACAAAGUUCCAGUGUUGUCCAAACCAACCGGAUAUCCUCUUUGUAACAGUUAGUUAAAUCUGUUUGCUAUUGGAAAUGCUUGCACUUAAAUAAUUAUUUUUCUCUACUUUUAUGCAUAUUGCCCACUGCAUCCAUGCUAUGGCAGAUGAGCAAGUUGCGUGCAUUUAGCUGCUGUACAACAAAGUCCAUAGCUAGCAAGGAACUUGUAGCUUGUAUAGCAGUAAAAAGACUGCACUUAUCUACCUCCCCUUUUUAUUUUAUUUUUUUAUUUAUUUUUUGUCCUCCCAUACCCAAAGGUUAACUCCUCGAAGUUCUAUGAAUGUAUGUGGUGACAUUAUAGCAGUAUUGAAGCCUUGAUUCAUUUCUUGGUAGUAUAAGUGCUGUUGAAUAUGUUCUUUGAAGAUGUGGCUGAUAUUGGACAAGAGAGCACUUGCACUCUGAAAAAGAAAAUGCCGGUCAAGCCUUGAUUCUGCCUUAUAAAGGUACAGUGAAACCUCUCAAAAAGAGCAUUUCUAAAAAAGAAGAAAAAAUCCCAUAUCUGUAUAAUUUUGGAAUCCCUUUUAUUCUGUGAUAUUGGCCACCUUCGUUGAGAGGACCACCCAUUAGACAAUUUUUCACUACAGGUUUAAGCGUUCAUAUUUGAGGUUUUACUGUAUUCCCAGUGCAAACUUACAUUUAUGUUUGAUAUAUUUAACCGGUUCCUGUACCAGUAGAUAUGGCAUUCCUCCUUUCUCCAGCUAUGAAAAACUGGAAAUGGUUGUCUGACUCUUUUAUUUGAAAUUAAAUUUAAAUUCUGUUCUUCAGACAAGAACAAAGAUCGAAAUUACAUAUUACACACUUUUUUUUUUAUAUAUUCUAGUAUAAGACCAUGUUUUAUUGGUUUUGUUACUUUUUUUCUUUUUUUUUCUGAACUCUUUGUAUAGAAGGCAUAUGUACGAAUUGCGUAUAAUAUUCCUUGUCCAAAAUAGGCCAGCUGAGCCAAGUAAUGGCAUUGGGGAAAGACUAAUAUAUAUAAACAAAUUUUAUAUUAUAUCUUUAUAUUUUUAAGUGUUUAUAAAUUCAUUUUUAUUUAUUUUAUUUUCUAAGAUAUUUUUGGAAUAAAACUAGCAAGGAUCAGCAAUCAAAAUAUUAUUUAUAUAUACAUACACACCGUAUUUUCCGACGUAUAAGACGACUCCCAACUUUUACAGUUAAAAUAUAGAGUUUGGGAUAUACUCGCCUUAUAAGACUACCCCUCUACCGCGAUGUACUGUACCUUACCAGUGAUUGGCUGGUUGUUGUAUACAAAGCCUGCUUGGAUUGGUCAGCCCUCCCGGUCUCCAAGACUAUCAGAGACUAUCAUGCCUCUUUCACCCGUCUGGCCCGCCCUUGUAUUCCAUUACCGUACCUCCUUCUCCGCCUCUCUGAUCUCGCAAAUGCGCACCAGCGCCGCCUGUCAAAUAUCGCACAUUCACGCCUGAGCCUCCUCAGAUCUCGCACAUGCGUGCCUGCGCCGCUUCACUGCAAUCCUCAGGAGCGAGAUCUGAGAGGCAGAGGUAUGGUAAUAGGAUACAAGGGCGGGCCGGACAGGUGAAAAAUGCGUUUUUGUUUUGUUUAGAUUUUUGCGCUGGGCACAGCACCGCUCUCUAUCUAUCCAUACCCCAGGCGUCUUGGCCGACUGCAGCACCUGCCCUAUAAGACGGCCCCCGACUUUUGAGAACAUUUUCCUGGGUUGGUUAAAAAGUCGUCCUGUACGCUGAAAAAUACGGUAUUUAUAUUAUAUUUAAAAAAAACUAAAAAAAAACAAAAAAUAUAUUUACAGCCCAGUUUGUGGUAAGGUAACUUUUUAUUGUUUGAAUUUUGAAAUAAAGAGCUCAUACAUGAAAAAUAGAAACUGGAAUUAUUUUUUUUUUGUCAGUUUAGUGGCCAUACAUGUAAGCGCUUGUUCGACCAACAGGUAUUAUUAACUCAACAUGGCCGAGUGUGCAUGUGUCCUUACUAGGGAGAGAAGAGUUAGCCGCUACCAGGCACCUUCAGUGUCAUCUUAUCUCCUUUGAGAGCAAAAGGACGUCAUCUGUCAGGCAAGAGUUGGCCAAGCUCAUGGAAAUCGGUGGGUUUGACCAACUUUUGCUUCUUGUAUUUAAGAGCAAGUUAGACCACUGCCUGCUGGCAGCCAUUUUCCAGUUUCUUCGGGAAAAAAUAUGGGAUUGCUAAGACUUGAAUAAUACCCUAUAUAUCCAGGCCCGCUAAACUUUAGUGGGAUAGGACAGAUAGAGAUAUAUGGGGAAAAAAAAAAAUGUCUGCAUCAAUAAUUUGUCUAAAAUAUUCAGAAUGUGAAAUUAAAAUCUGCAGAUCUCCAAGCAAACUAGGCAGUGUGAUGCAAAAUCCUGCAUUUAUCUUACUGCACAAAUGAUCCAAACAAUAGUUUACAGCUUUAUUCUAAUAAACCGUGCAAAGAUUUAUAGGCUCCUUAAACACUAUGGGGGAGAUUUAUCAAAACCUGUGCAGAGGAAAACUUGCCCAGUUGCCCAUAGCAACCAAUCAGAUUGCUUCUUUCAUUUUUCACAGGCCUUCGUAAAAAUGAAAGAAGCGAUCUGAUUGGUUGCUAUGGGCAACUGGGCAAGUUUUCCUCUUCACAGGUUUUGAUAAAUCUCCCCCUAUAUUCUAAGUUGCAAAUCCAAUGUUCUGACUGGACGAUCUCUGAUGCAAACCUCCUGAAGUAUAUAUUUAACAGAUGUCAAUUGCCGGCUGUAUCAAUCACUCAUAGGCUCCCACGUUGGUGAAAAACAAAUGUAUACUGCACAGUAUACAUUUUGUGUUCCUUAAUUAUCAAGUGUCUCUAAAUGGAAUAGUGCAGUCUUCUACUUUAUCCCAUAUAGGGAGAAAAUGGCCAAAAAGACUUUACAUUAGUGAUGUAAAAAAUGGCCCCAUCUGGCAUAAUUGUUUAAUAAUACAUUGACUUUAAUAGAAAAAAGAAAUUGCUAAAUUGCCAUCCAUUUUUAGGCUUCCUAAAGUAUUGCAAUGCCUACAAAAUAUUUCUAAAAAAUAAGGAAUCCCCCCUAAUCUUAAUGAUUCAGCAAAAUAAUUAAAACACUUUAACUUGCAAAUAUAUUACUCUGUGAGGAUGGGGCUAUAUGGAGGCAUCUUAAAGGGGUACUCCACCCCUAGAUAUCUUAUCCCCUAUCCAAAGGGGAUAUCUCCUGCUGCACCCCAACAUCAGCAUCCUGAUGCUAUGUUCUCUCCGUGGCUAAUGACGGGCGAUACAGGGGACGGGGUAUCGUGAUGUCACGGCCCCGCCUCCUCAACGCAAAUCAAUGGGAGGGGGUGUGGCGGCCGCCACGCCCCCUUGCAUUGAGGGGGUGGGCCGUGACGUCACGAUACCCUAUCCCCUGUAUCGGCCAUCAUUAGGUUAUAGCUCUGUUCACUGGGAGAUAGAAUAGUUCCGAAAUACUAGUUAUUAGCCCAAUGUAUUUUGCAUUCAAAAGCUUAAAAUUUUCCAGAUAUGCAGUUGGUACAACCUACCUAUUUUCAAAAUGAUGUGUAAUUUUUGUGACAGCUUUGUGUCUAAACCAUGGAAUUAAAAAAAAUAAAAAAACUGCACACCGUAGAUCUUUGAUCUUGUAAAAGACAGUUUUUGUUUUCACUUUCUAAACCGGAUGAGUGAAUGUAUCUAAAAUGCCUCUUGCAACCAUCGUAGUUACUCUCCGUAAAAAAAAAUCCAUGUUUUUUCUUUAGCUCCAUUUAGCAACUUUUCGACAAUCCUGUUGUCCACUAUACUAUGUCACGUCAUACAUCCUAAGUGUAGGGUCACACCUGCCGUAUUUUGCUGCUGCGUAUUUUGCUACCCAUUGACUUAAAUUGGUAAGAAAAUAUGCAGCAGCAGAAAAUGCGGCAUGUAUGAAGCUUCCCUAAAAAAAAAACCUUGUGAGACAACCUAAUCUGGAGAACUGUACAGCAAGCAGCACUUAAAUGCAAAAAAUUGUUGCAUGGCUGAAUUACUCAUAUUUUAUGCUGCGGUUGUGCCGACAGUAGUCACAGAGGGACUGCAGAGUGGGCUCCUGGCAGUGGCCGGAUAGCUCUCUCUCUGCUCGUGGCGGCGGAUUUCUACAGCGAGUGACCUCAUGACUAGUAAGUGUAAACUUACAGGUCAUGCAUGCUAAACACUACUGCAGUCAAGUAUAGAAAAGUCCAAAAAAGUUGUGAAAGACCUUUUGCAGAAUUUUUUUUUCCCCAGAUUUUGCACUAAGUGUGAUAGGUGGCACCAACAUAGCUAAAGUCUUUAGAUUUAACCCAUGAAUACUAUUUUCAUUAGCUGAAGGGCUCUUCAGCUACUGAAAUUCAUCUUUUAGAUUACUUCACAAGUUUGGAACUACUACAUUUUCAGGUUGCUACACUGCAUUGUCCUCUUCCAGCGACCCAUAUACAUGUUUGUUUUUUUCCUUUUUAAUAAAACACUAGUACCUAAUGUGUUUCUUAGUUUUUAUUUGCAUUUAUAAAAAAAAAAUAGAAAAAGAAAAUAAAAAAAUAAGUUUGCUACAUUUGUAAAAUGUGAGAGGAAUAUAUUCUAAAUAUAUAUUUCUAAUGUACAUUUAAGCUACACUUCUGUUCAGGUUUUUUUUUUGUUUUUUGUUUUUUUUUUGUUAAGGAAAAUUAAAAAAAAAAUCCCAAGGAUUAAAAUAUUUUUUCAAAAAAGUGAAAUGCUAAAAAAUAAAAAAAAAAUACAGAAAACUGCCUCUUUUCAAAGCGGAUACAGUGUCUAAUCUUGUACAGAAAUGCAAAUUUAAAGAUAUAAUCUUUAUAUUAAAAAUCAAACUAUUGACUUCUAAAUGUUAAAACCAAGUUUUUUUUUUGUUUUUUUUUUAACACAGGUCGACGAGUGGGAAGGGAAAAAAAUUUAGUUUAUUUACUGAAAAACAAUUAUAAAAAUUAACUUGAUUUUUUUUCUUUUGUGUAAUUUGUUUUUGGAACAUUGUGCAAUAUUUGAUGGCCUACUGGAGUGUUAAGUUUCAGAUGUACAGUUUAUAUUGUUCCAAAGUUUUUUAAGUUUGUAUUAAAAAGCAUGA
Molecule: messenger RNA, 7416 nt
Organism: Hyla sarda
Lineage: Eukaryota; Metazoa; Chordata; Amphibia; Anura; Hylidae
Gene: TOB2
Product: transducer of ERBB2, 2
Exons: 3
Coding region: 339-1247 (302 amino acids)
Biological process (GO): regulation of gene expression
Cellular component (GO): cytoplasm; nucleus
Molecular function (GO): transcription corepressor activity
Source: RefSeq, a predicted model, not a curated record